Messenger RNA from Diaporthe citri, 1137 nucleotides. RefSeq lists its product as uncharacterized. NCBI's taxonomy places the organism in Eukaryota, Fungi, Ascomycota, Sordariomycetes, Diaporthales, Diaporthaceae. The record is from RefSeq and is a predicted model, not a curated record. The coding region runs from base 1 to 1137 and encodes 378 amino acids. The transcript has 2 exons.
AUGUCCAACACGAUGGCACUAGUCAGACGGUCCACAACGUCCCUCAGCAAGACGUCGUCCCUCAGCAAGACGUCAUCCCUCAGCAAGACAUCGUCCCUCACCAAGCAGAGCUCACGUGAGACAAAGGCGGAUGAGGAAGAAGGCAAAGGCCGCUCAUCAACUCAGCUGGAGUGCGACCAGGUGUACCAGGGAAUCAAGCGAUGGAAGGCACACGAAGGGGCUGUCCUGAUCCCGGUGGUCAGGAAGAGUACCAUUCCAUCCCUGAAGGACCGGGCUAGGCCGCGAUGGUGGAAGGGAAGGAAGGCCAAGGCCGCAAUGUGCUUCACAACACCAGAGGCGCUGCAACGGGAGAUCGACAGCAGCGCAAGCGACGGGCAGGUCCACGAGCUGUUCCUCCUGGUCAGCCGCUACAUCGACCUGCAGACGUCCACGUUCACCGUUCCGGAGAACAUCGACAACCUGUACAUCAUCCGGUGCGCAAACGUCUCCAAGGUCCCCGGCACGGUCGAGGGCAACAGCAAGCUGGUCCUCAACGGCGGCUCGACCUUCUGCGGCGUCCGGCUGGACGAGUGGCAGACCAAGCACGUCGGCGAGCACAACAUCAUCCUGGGGCCGGACGUCAUCAUCCAGGUGAGCAUGGGCAACGGGAUCCCCUGGACGGCCCGCGACGCCAUGGGCAUCAUCUCGAAGCAGCAGCGCGAGGAGGUCGCCAAGCACUUCAAGGAGAUGUGCGACGCAAAGUGCGAGGGCAACCCGGAGUGGAACAAGUGGCGCAGCCCCGUCAACAAGCUGCUCGACGUCGCCGCGGGGACCACCACCCUCGCGUCCGUCGUCGAGUGCUACGCCGGCGGCAUCGCCAUCCAGGUCGCCACCAAGGCGGCCGAGUCGGGCAUCGACGGCGCCUUCAAGAUCGGCGCCGGGCUGCUGUGCCUGUCCGGCCCCGGCCCAGCUCGCACUCGCUGGCGUCGGUGCCGCGGCCGCCAUCUACUUCAUCCCCUGGGACACUGUCUGGGGCUGGUUCCGCUCUGCGUUUGGGGCGUUGAUGAAAUGGAUCGUGCAGGCGUGGGAGAACCUGAAGAGUUGGAUGAAGCAGGCUUUGCCGGGGAUCGGCCAGCAGGCGAUCAAGAGUGUGUUUGA